AUCUGACCGUCGCUGCAAGAGCGGUGUCUGAAGCCGCGCCCUGACAUCACAGUGAAUGAGUGAGGACGCACAGACUGAGUGAUCCCCGCCCACGCCCGGCCCCGCUUGACCCAGCUCCAGUUCGGGCCUCGCCCGCUACCACCUCCGGGAACAUGUCCAGCGAGAGCCUGGAGACCUUCGAGGAAGCGCACUACGACGAGUACGAGUACUACAACCUGGCGGAUUACCAGGCUCACGGCGGCGGGAAGGGGAGGAGGCAGCACUGGGCGGCCGGCAACGGGAGGAAGGUGGCGGAGAAACUGUACAACAGCGAGAUGAAGAAGAAGCGGCUCCGGAGCUCGGUCAAGCCACGGGGCAAAGCUCCACCCUGUCCCGGGAAACCCCGCCAGCGUCGUCGGUCCAGAGCGUUGCCUCUUGUUUCCUGAAUGUUCCGGUGGCAUUGCGUGCUUUUCAAACCCGAUGAGACGGGGACGGCGACAUUCCAAUUGUGGAAAAUCUGAGCUGAGGAAUUAAAGCACACUCUGUCGGGUUACUGAGUGCUGGAGCUGUUUAUUACCGAUAGAACACAGGGAAGCCACACGAUGUACUUAGAGUGCUGCUUGUUGUGGGGUCUGGGUUUAGCGAUUAAUUUCAGUCAAGUUCUGACAAAGGGCCCCUGAACUGAAACGUUCAGUUUCUCAAUAGCUGCUGCCUAAUCUGCUGGACGUUUUAUUAAUGAUUUAUUUAAUACCUGCAGAUUAAAUUAAAUGUUUUGUUGUAGUUGGACAGUGCGAUGAAUAAUCUCGAGGGAAAACAUCAAGUAGAGGCGAUGAGAUCAGGAGUACACAAUUUAGUGUCCAGUAAUGUAAUCUUAUUUGUAAAGACAGCUCUAUUUAAUGUAAUGGUGUAACAAUUAAGCCCAGUUAAACACGAUAAAAGAUGUCAGAUGUUAUGGGGAGAAGGCAGGAGAAUGGGGUUUGGAGGGAGAGAUGGAUCUGCCAUGAUUGAAGGUGGAGUAGACUUGAUGGGCCGAAUGGUCUAAUUCUACUCCUAUUCCUUAUGACUUUAUGAACACCAAAUCCAAUGUUUCCUCGGGUAAUUUAAAAUGGACCCAAUUCAGGUUGCAAGAGCUCCUGCUGUAAGAUCAGCCAUUCUCCAUUGCUGAUCAUUACACACGGCCUCAAAUGACCACAAUUCUGUUCCCCUCCUUCACUCUAUUUACACAGCGCCACAGCUCAAUUCCAGCCAUCCUUCCCCGCCCUCUGCUGGCAGCAGCUGCCAGUGCAGCCUCUGGUGGUAUGGAGGCUGCCAGGCAUCUCCCACGUACUGCUCCCCAGCUCCCUCUUCUCUGAACCAUUAAAUAUGGUUAAUUUCUAUCGUUUCCUCAUGUUGAUGAAAGCUCUUUGAACCGUGUCAUUUAAUGUUUCUUCUCCAUACCUGCUGGAAUCACUCAGGUAAUCUAGCGGCAGCAGUUUAGAGUAAUAGUCAGUGUUUCAGGGCCGAGAUCCUGUCAGAAAAGCAAAAGGCUGAACAAAAGAAAAAACAAAGAUCAAGCAUUUGUAUCCAAAUAUUUAAUAUUUAGGUAACGUUAAACUUGUACCAGAAGUCUUGCAUGUUAAAGGCACAUUAAGGCACAACCUUUUAUAUAAUCACUUGGUUCGGCGGUGGGACAUAUGGCAACAAAUGCUUAAUGACUGUUACAGUUUGAUGGCACGACUGCAAGGAUUCAUCUCCACACAAAUUUCACACGAGUUACAGCCCAAACUCUGGCCAUGACUGUAGAUGCUCUAAAUAGGUUUAAACACUCAAAAACCCAAGGUCAACUGUCAGAAG
Messenger RNA from Leucoraja erinaceus (little skate), 1812 nucleotides. It is a transcript of the gene nupr1b, whose product is annotated as nuclear protein 1b. Bases 153 to 425 code for a protein of 90 amino acids. The record is from RefSeq and is a predicted model, not a curated record. The transcript is spliced from 2 exons. NCBI's taxonomy places the organism in Eukaryota, Metazoa, Chordata, Chondrichthyes, Rajiformes, Rajidae.